Molecule: messenger RNA, 7850 nt
Organism: Bufo gargarizans (Asiatic toad)
Lineage: Eukaryota; Metazoa; Chordata; Amphibia; Anura; Bufonidae
Gene: LPP
Product: LIM domain containing preferred translocation partner in lipoma
Exons: 13
Coding region: 527-2329 (600 amino acids)
Biological process (GO): cell-cell adhesion
Cellular component (GO): stress fiber; focal adhesion
Source: RefSeq, a predicted model, not a curated record
GGGAAGAGGGCGUGGUCUGGACACGUGAUCAGGGAGAAGCCGGGGUCCCUUCCCUGUUUCCGGAAAUCCAAGAUGGUGACCAGCAUGAAGUUUUUCUGCUAACCGGUCAACUUGGAAGUGACACCCGCCGCGGAGACCCCCGGUAUCCCAGGUUUAGAACCCCUGGAACUCUGGAUCUGGUUUAGACUUCAGUGAGCGAGCCGUGUCUGGGGACAAUACAAGAGCGAGGGUUGGUCCGCUAUAAACAAGAGGCGGCUUCACAAACCUGCCCAAAAACCUGUAAUCCCCCCAACUAGAAAUCCGCUAAAGUGGGCUGCACUGUCCUGGACACAGACCUCUCAUCCAGCAUGUAUUACUGAGAGGGACACAGCCACAUAGUCUGAAACUAGGAGCUAGUUAUGAGCAGGUCUGAAACUGAAUGAAGGAAUUAAGAUGGCAGACUGCAGCUUCUUAACUCAAGACUUUGCAUUAUUUCACCAAGCAGAACAGAGAUCAGGAAUAGCGGUUCUCCUCAGAGAUUGAAACCAUGUCUCAUCCAUCUUGGUUACCACCGAAGAGCUCAGGAGAUGGCCUUGGACAUGUGACAGCCAGAAUGGAGACCACACAAGGGUUUGGGGCGCCAAGCAUUUCUGUGUCCACUCAGCAAGCACCUAAGAAAUUUGCACCUGUAGUGGCCCCGAAGCCAAAAUAUAACCCGUAUAGAGCAGGACAGCCUGACGGAGGAGAUGGAGAUUUUCCACCACCUCCCCCACCUCCUCCCGAGGACCAAAGUAGUUUUCAGCAUCCGUCAGGCCUUGGGAACUUUCCUCCUCCUCCUCUUGAUGAUGCAAUGUUCAAUGUCCAGAUAAACACUGGUGGUAAAACCCUAGAAGAAAGACGCUCAAGUCUAGACGCAGAGAUUGACUCCUUGACCAGCAUCUUGGCGGAUUUGGAAAGCAGUUCUCCAUACAAACCACGUAUAAGUCAGGGCUCUGGGUCCGCGACUGGGACACUGACUCAUCCAUCAGCUGGAACCCCAGUAACUGGCCAUAAGAGGAUGAUAAUACCAAACCAACCACCCCUGACAGCAACAAAGAAGUCUGCCACCAAACCUCAACCACAGUCAACAACUUUGCCUGCACCAGCCGGGUCCCCAGCAGCACAAAGACCUCAGCCAGUUCCAGCAUCUUAUGCCACAGCCUCCACUCCUAGCCGGCCUACUUUUAAUGUGCAGGUUAAGUCUGCUCAGCCCAGCCCGCACUUUGUUCCACCAGCCCCCCAACCGAGUCAGCCUUACAAUGUUACACAAAACCAGUACUAUGCGCCUCCAAAGCAAGCACCAUCACGAGAGCCAGAGUAUAUACCACCCCAACCUGUACGCUAUGCAGAUCCUGGCUAUGGGUAUCCACAGGGUAAUCAAGUGAAGUAUCAAGAUCCUUACUAUCCAACAUCGCAAGGCUAUGGAGGAAGAAAUAUUCCUGAGGUUCCAUACACACAGCAAGGAGGGUGGAAACCAGAACCUGCUUAUACUUCUGGACAAGCGGUGGGCCAGCAAGCUCCUGCAUCCUAUCCACCUCCGAAUAGUAAGAAGACCUAUAUAACUGAUCCUCCUUAUGUUCCACUGCCACCACCUCAAGCCAAGGCAUCUUACUCUUCUGGAGGUCCUGUUCUGCGGCCUGAGGAUGAACUUGAUAGACUCACUAAGAAGAUGCUGUAUGACAUGGAGAACCCUCCUUCCGAAGAGUAUUUUGGUCGCUGUUCUCGUUGUGGGGAAAACGUUGUAGGAGAAGGUACUGGAUGCACAGCUAUGGACCAGGUGUUUCACGUUGAGUGUUUCACCUGCAUGACCUGUAAUAGCAAGCUACGUGGGCAGCCAUUUUACGCUGUGGACAAAAAGGCUUUUUGUGAGCCCUGCUACAUACGUACGCUGGAGCAGUGUAAUGUCUGUGCCAAGCCGAUCAUGGAGAGGAUCCUGAGAGCUACCGGGAAAGCCUAUCACCCUCAGUGCUUCAUUUGUGUAGUGUGCUUCCGCAGUCUGGAUGGCAUUCCUUUCACUGUUGAUGCAUCUGGACACAUUCACUGCAUCGAGGAUUUUCACAAGAAAUUUGCCCCGAGGUGUUCUGUGUGUAGGGAGCCUAUAAUGCCUGCUCCUGGCCAGGAGGAAACUGUUCGUAUUGUAGCAUUGGAUCGCGACUUCCAUGUUCAAUGUUACCGCUGUGAGGAUUGUGGAAGUCUUCUAUCAGAAGGUGAAAAUCAAGGCUGCUACCCAUUAGAUGGACACAUCCUUUGCAAGUCCUGCAACUCUGCACGUAUCCAGGCUCUCACUGCCAAGUCCAGCACCGACCUGUGAAUGAAUAGCGCCUCUACUUGAAUGUUAGGAACGUCCUUAAUGCUUUUCAUUGCUCCUUUCAACGAAGUCAACAGCUGCCUCUGUGGUCAGGUUCAUUUAGACACGAUGUACAACUUCUCCUUUCACAGACACUUUGGAAGGAGGUCUCACAUUUCUAGUUACUCCACUCACUUUUCAUUCAUUACAUUACACUUAGUAUUUAAAAUUGUCAGAGUCUUGUAUCUUGUGCAUGUCCACUCCUCUGUAUCGCAGUUGAUGCACUAGCAACGUAGCUAAAGAUCUGAAUAAAGCAGGAGGUCUGUGGUUGAGGAGGGACUUCAUCAUCUUUACUACUUGAUCUGUGCCAAUAUCAGAAAGCAGUUUGAUCUACGUAGGGAGGAAGGACAUUUUUCCACGAUGUAUUCUGCUCCCCAUCUUUAUCUAUGGCUUUGCUUCUUUAUAUAGCACACAAUUUGGCUUCGGCUGGUGAAUGGGUAUUUUAAAUGUGCUUUAUCGGUGGUACGUGGUUUUGAUUCUGCAAGCAUAAAAACCUUUUCCCAGGUUAGAAAUUGUCACCCUAUAUUAAACUAUAUGCUGCAAAACUAUUAGUGGUGUGAUAGGGAUCCAGGUAUGCACAAAGCGAACAAGGUGCCUUACAGUUAUUUGCAGGUCACAUUACUCAGGUUUUGUCCCAGGCAGGCAUGUUGUAACUCUGAAAAGCACAGGUUGUGGAUCUAGAAUAGAAGAAUCGGAAUGCAGCCGGUCAUUAGUGUCCACCAUUAGGGAUGAGCAAACCCGAACUUUACAGGUUCGGCAUUCUGGUGGUGUAGGAAAUCCGUUAUGGAUUCUUUUAUAAGGGAAUUCGUAUAUGGAAUUAAAAACUGAAGCCUUUAAGAGCCAUUCCGUUUUGAUCCGUCAUGAUAGAAGUCUAUGGCCAAGCAUAAUGGAUCCAUCUGGUUUCAGUUAUGCAGAACUUUGUUUUCAGUCCUGCAGAACGGAGAAAGGCUUUCGUUUUGCAGUCAGUCUACAAAUUCCGUUAUAUCGGAAUCCAUAACGGAUUUCCUAUACCGCCCAAACAUGUAAAGUUUGGGUUCGCUCAUCCCUAUCCACCAUAUAGCAGGUGAACAUUAAGACAUGAAUGCGACUGUCUGAACACCAUUCUCCCCUUUUAAAAUUCAUUUGUAAUACAGAACCAUCUGAAGACUACCGGAAAAACAGUCAGUCAUUUAUUUUCUCUUGUUUCUGCCGUACUUUCUUAGAAUAAUUUUUAAAUGGUCUACUAAAAGGUGAACAUGUGCCUAAAGUUUCUUUGCCUUAUCUUAUGUUAUUCCUUAGCAUAUACUGUAAGCUCUGUAUGAGCUAUGGAAAUGAGAGAAGCACAUACAUUUCCAAAUAAAACUGUAAUAUAUAUAUAUAUUUUUUAUUUUUUUUUGUAUACAGUAUCUAAGGAUUUGUUUGCCAUUAUACUUCUUGUGCCUUUUGUACAGGUGAGCUGCAGUCUAGUUUGCCUAAGGUAUAACCUAUAUGUGCAGAAAUGUUCCUUUAUAGACUGGUGUGUGAAUAGGUACAUUUUGCAUAAACGUCAGUGUGUUUUUGUAACUAAAAUAGAAAAAACUGUCCUUGUGCUUACCCCAUGCAGGAGGAGGGUAAAUAUACUGGCAUCUUCAGAUGUCAUUCUUCCCAGGUCUCGGCUAGGUAAAGAGCUUCGAAGCAGUACAUUAUGUAAACCAAUCCAGUGUCCUAGAGGCCCCCAUACACACUACACUAUUGUUGGCCUGGCCCACUGUUUUAAUGGGACCAGCUGACAACUCAAUGAGUAUGGGGAACUCUCAACUAAAGAUCGGGCAUGUUGCAUUUCAAUGCCUGAUCCUCUAGUUCUCUUGAGAGAUAAGCUGCUUCCAGAAGGGUUUGGCAGCGGUUUUCUUCUCUCUACCCAAUGAAAACACGUGCAGAUGUAGCAGAUCUAAAAGGAGCUGUGACAACACAUAUCACAUGACAAAACAGCCAUCGAAAUAAAAAUAAAAAGUCCAUUAACAUUUUCCUGACAUAGUUUACUUAACGUGUUAAUCAUUCCUUUUUUCUGUGUUACAUCUGUGCAUGCUUAGCCAAAUGGAGUGGGGGGGGGUUGGGACAGAUGGGCAUUGGCUAAAUGAGAGUUUGGCCAAUAACUGCGGUGCUAUACAUUGUAAGUAUUGCGGUAUUUUCUUGUAACUAAGUAUACAAAUGGUAAAGGGAACCUGUUAUGUUGAACAUGCGGUUUGAGCUGCAGACAGCAUGUUGGCAGGAGAAGCAGAGCACAUUAAUAUAUAGUUUUAUCCGAAAAGAUUCAGUAUAACUUAUAUUUAUACAUGUAAAUUCCUGCUCAUUCUGGGCUUUGAAGCCAAGGAGCCGGUCCUAUCAGUGAUUGACAUCCUUCCCUCUGUGUAUACGGAGAUAGCGGUCAGUCACUGAUAGGACCGUCUACUUGACUUCAAAGCCCAGAAUGAGUAGGAAUUUAAAUGAAUAAUAUAAAUAGUAUAAUGUAGCUUAGACACCAUGUUUAACGAGACAGGUUCCCUUUAAGGAUUACUGUAUUACCCGCCAGAUCUCAAUGUCUAGGUCUGUUGUGUCCUGCUAUGUGUGGGUAUAGAUGCCGUGUGGACAAUUUAUUGUAUAUAACGUUGUUCAUGAGAAAUUGUCUAUUGAAAAAAGUAAUUGUCCUUAAAGGGGUUGUCCAACUUUUUGCAAAUUAUGGCCUGUCCCCAUUGAAGUGAAUGCAAGCAGUGUUGUAUUAACCAUCUGUGUCAACUACACAUUAGAUGGAGCUGUGUAGCUCUGGAGCUAAUUGGCAGGGUGUUGGUACCCCUGUUGAUGAGAUAUUAAUGGCUUCUCCUGAAGGAUUGGUCUCAUUUGUUAAAAGUUGGACAGCCCCUUUAAAGAGGACCUGUUAUCUCUCUUGGCUUGUCUGUUUUAGUAUCUACAUGCAUUUUCCUUGUAAUAAUAAUUCUGGAACAUCCAUUCUUAUGACUCUAUGUUGUUCCAUUCCACUGUUUUCCAUACUGGAAGUUUAUGGUUGAAUUGCCAGUAGUUUGCAGUAAAGGUCCAUCUGGGUGUUACCAGUUGGAGUGGGUCCUUGCACAGUGACACUAUCCAAUCAGUGUAGCCCUUUUCAGGCUGUGCUGCGACAAACUCCAACUGACCCCAAUCUCUUAACACCCAGAUGGAACUUUAUUGCAGACUGCUGACAGUUCAUUAAAUGUCUAGCAGGAAUUAUAGAGGGACGGUGCAACAUAAAGUCAGAAGGAAAUAUGCUCCAAAUGUGUUAUUACAUGGGGGAUGCAAGUUGUUAUUAAAUCAGUUGUCAGGAGAGGUGACAGGUCCUCUUUUACAGCUGAACACCAAUUUUAUCAUUAUGUUAUCUGCAUUAUCUGUCAUCUGCAGUACACAUAGUUAGGAGCUGAGAUUUGUAGCUUUAAAGGGGUUUGAGAUUAGUGUCCUACAGUAUCCUGAGGGUAUCUUGAUGUUUAUUAGAGCGAGCCAACCUGUAGACGUUUAAAGGGAUCCUGUCAGCAGUCAGGCUACCUCACCAGGGUGAAUCAUUGCAAUACAUCGAGUUUUAAUCUGAAAUACUGCUUUUGAAAACAGGCAAUCCUGGAAUGUAGUGUCGACUGGGUGGCUCACACCAGACUUCUCCACAGCCAGCUCAGCUUGAGUGAUAGGUUCUCGUCAAUUUGGAAUACCCCUUCAUUAUACCCCCAUCAGAAUGUCCCCAUCCGUUAUGAAUGCAGUAUAGAGCUGCUGAUCAGGUAGCGUACCCUUUAUCGUUUUUUCUCCUGAAGCAAAAGUUUACACAAACGUUUGAGCCAUGUGCCAAUUUCUAUACUGUCAUAUCUUGACAUUGAACCACAUGAUUGGCUCUUUCAUCCCUGCUGAGUAUGUGAGUGUAUCUUUCCAUUGUUGACUAGACAAAUAUUUGACACCUUUUCAAAAUCCUGUAUGUGUAGAUGUGGAUUCUUGUGUCCUGCAGCAAAACAGUUUAUUGGUCAUUUACCUAGAACAGCUCUACUAGCAUUCUGAUGAUGGUGGAUCCUCUCCUUUUGAGUAGCAGACAUGGACAAAAGUAGUUCUGUCUUGAAGAACCAUGUCUGCUGCUAUAUUUGUCAACGGUAAUGAGUUACAUCACUUGCAGGACAUUAUAUAUAGUUUACACCAGUGCAGCAUUGUAGCACUUGCACUUCUUCUCAUGUUCACUUGACCAGCAGUGACCCGUUAAUGCCGUCUUGAGUAGGUGGUCAUGUCUGCCUCUUGAUAAAGCAAGGAUUGUGUCAUGCAGAGCUUAUAGAAAUAAUGAACAACCAAUAUCUCCAGCUUACCCAGGUUAAAGUGAACACCAAACUUCAAGCACACAACUAGGCUCUCUGCACUUGCUUCUUCUUCCACCAGUCCUCCUCCGAUGAGGGCUACUACAGUAGCCAUUGCGAGUGACACCCCAGAUGCUAUAACGGUUGCUAAUUUUCCCAUUUUGUAAUAUUCAGUGUUAUGACUAUAAUUUCCUAGCCUUGAUACGAAGAGUCACUCUCAACACCCUUACUGCCUUUCCAAUAACUUGGUAUAAAGGUGAAACUCGAAAAAUUAGAAUAUCGUGCAAAGUUCAUUUAUUUCAGUAAUGCAACUUAAAAGUUUAAACUAAUAUAUAAGAUAGACUCAUUACAUGCAAAGCGAGAUAUUUCAAGCCUUUGUUAUAAUUUGGAUAAAUAUGGCUACCGCUUAUGAAACCCCGAAGUCACAAUUUUGAGGUACCCCAUGCUCAGAGGGUAUGGAUUAAUUAGCUCACUAGAGUGUGACACUUUGAGCCUAGAAUAUUGAACCUUUUCACAAUAUUCUGAUUUUAAGUUGCAUUAAUGCAACUCCUUUUAAGUUGCAAUACUGAAAUAAAUGAACUUUUGCACGAUAUUCAAGUUUCACCUGUAUGUGUUUACACUGUGUUCCCUUGCCAGGUUUCCGAUGUCACAAGAAUCAGAAUGCACAUUCUCUAACAGGUUUCAGCAACCUUGGGCCUCCUAGUUUUUUUGCAGGACAUACCAAGCCAGUUUGUUCUAGCACUUACUGGCAAGCCAUCAGUUGCCCAGUUUGCUUUACCAUGAGGCUAAGUGCAUAAAAGUCAGGGAUAUUUGCACGAUACAGACCUUGUUGUAGAGUGAUCAUUCCAAAGAAAACUCCGAACACCAAAGAUAAAGGAACAUUUUGCUCUUGUGUUAGCAUAUUUGCCAUAAAUUUUUUCUAUUGCACACUUUGUGACAAAAGAGGGGUACUUGUCUUGGCAUUAAUAUAGGAAGUUUCAAGUAUGUUAGUUAUAUUUAAUGAACAGUAUAUGGCAACCAAUAUUACAGAUGGCCGGAUUGCAAAUAUGAGGUAUGGUUAAAACAUGGUAAAGCAAUCAAAAAUGUGAUUAUGAUCUUAUUGUACCCUGUUCUAAUCUGAUUUUAUAAGAUAUUUUUUACUUAGAAUGUUUUUUUCCUGAUAAUAUCCACGCUUCACAUUAAAAUUUCUAUUUGCAUUAAAA